This is a messenger RNA of Aspergillus candidus, 502 nucleotides long. RefSeq lists its product as uncharacterized. The record is from RefSeq and is a predicted model, not a curated record. Lineage: Eukaryota; Fungi; Ascomycota; Eurotiomycetes; Eurotiales; Aspergillaceae. The transcript has a single exon. The coding region runs from base 184 to 459 and encodes 91 amino acids.
GGGGGUUAUAGAUGAUUUUUUUUUUUUUCUUUCUUCCUUCCUUGCUUUCUGUUGAUGCUGAUAUUAUGAAUUGUUUUAUGACUUUGAUGUUUGUUGAGUGUUGAUGUGCGAUGUGGUGAUAUGAUUGUUGUUGAUGAUCGUCGGUCGUUUCCGAUCUGUGUCGAUCUCCGCUGAUCAUCUUUGAUGAUUUCGAUUUCCCACGGCGAACUUGCCGCCUUCUUUGUCUAUACCGUUGCUUUCUGGGGACUUCUAUGGUUUUUUGAGUCACUUCACUUUCACAUUCUUGAACAGCAUGGCUCUGUCCCCUUAUAUCUUUCUUUCUUUUGGUCAUCUUCUUUUCCGCUUGUUUUCUUCUGGGGGUUUUCUUUUCUUUCUCUGACAAUCGUCGCGAACCAAAGCUGGCGAGGUUCAGACGCAGGAACCCGGCGUUCCAGAUUGUCUUUUUGUGUUGAGGGUUGAUAUUGGUACUUUGAUAUCCAGAUUCAAAUUGAGGUGAUUGAUC